Molecule: messenger RNA, 2535 nt
Organism: Ananas comosus (pineapple)
Lineage: Eukaryota; Viridiplantae; Streptophyta; Magnoliopsida; Poales; Bromeliaceae
Product: BTB/POZ domain-containing protein At3g50780
Exons: 3
Coding region: 505-2091 (528 amino acids)
Molecular function (GO): protein binding
Source: RefSeq, a predicted model, not a curated record
GGAGAGAGAGAGAGAGAGAGAGAGAGAGAGAGAGAUAUGAUGGAUUGGAAUAUUUUAGAUGAGAAAAGGGACGACAUUCUUAUCUGGUAAAGCUAAAGAAACCCUAUUACUCUCUCCUCUCUUUCCCCUUUCCCCUUUAGCCCUUUUUCCCCUUUCCCUUGCCCCAUGUCCCUGCUGUGUUGGAUAAAAUGAUGGGGAACACCAUGGGAGGUCGCAUUCAUGCUCGACAAUAGGGUUCGGUUCCCAUCAUUGGGGAUUCGCGUGGAAGCAGAGGUGGGAUGGAUCGUAGAUGGGGAGAAAAGGAGGAGGGGGUGUGGGGAGUGGGAGGAGGAGGAGGUGGGAGAGGAGAAGGGGUUUAUGCAUGAGUGCCAUCUACCGAAAAAUCGGCGAAAAUUAAAUUGAAGUUCUUAUAGGGAUCAAAUUCACACCUUGAUAUGAUCUUACUCACUAGGGUCUGUAAAUCUCAAAUCUCAUAAGAAAAAGGUGCUUUUUUAGCCAAAAAAAAUGGCAGAUUUUAGGGUUAGAAGGCUUGAAUCCCGGCACACGAAGAUAAGAAAUGUUCCGAUCGCGGUAACUCCAGAAGGAUUCUGGUGUUGCCCUUCUCAGGCUGUGCUCCAGAAAACCCUGAAGAAUCAAAACCACCAAAAUAAGCAAAAAGGCUCAUCCCCCCCUUCGAAGGCCCCUUCGGUUCAAAGGGCGCCGGCUAUUUCAUCGGAGAAGAGAGCAUCCACUCCAACAAGAUCAAAAGGUGUUUCGGAUGACCAGAAAUGCCCUCCGACUUCUGAUAAUCCGGCUUUAAGUCCAAUGAGGGCUUCGGAGAGACCGCCGAAACCAAAUUCUGAGGGUCAAAAGCAUAAGAUUUCAGUCGGCUUUGGUCAACAAGAGACGAGCGAUUUGAAGGUUAUUUUGUAUGGGAAGGAAGGGAUUGCAGUUAAGAUGAGUGUUCAUAAGAACAUUCUUGCUGAAAAUAGUAAUUACUUUGCUGAGAAACUGUCGAGGGAGUCGCCGGUCUCGUGCAUUGAGAUAUUGGAUUGUGAGGAUGUGGAAAUUUAUGUUGAGACUGUGGGAUUGAUGUAUUGUAAGGAAGUCAAGCACAGGUUGAUCAAGCAAAGUGUUCCGCGCGUUCUCCGCAUACUAAAGGUUGCUGAGUCGCUUGGCUUCAGGGCAUGCAUGAAAUCAUGCUUGGAUUACUUAGAAGCAGUCCCUUGGGUCGGAGAUGAAGAAGAAGAAAAUGUGGUCUCCUCGGUACGCCACCUUAAGACUGAUAAUUACGGAAUAAACCCCAUACUAAAAAGAGUAUCUUCGGACCUUAACAACCCCCCUAAUCACACACUUGCCCAUAUAAUGGAACUUGUUCUAAAAAGCAGCGACGAAAGAGGACGGCGCGAGAUGAAAUCCUUAGUCCUAAAACUCUUAAAGGAAAAUAGCAUUUGUAAUAAUGGGUCUUCAGAUAUAUGCGUAGAAACCUUAUACAAUUCAUGCAAAAGUUGCUUAGACUCCCUGUUAGUGCUUUUCCGAGAAGCAACUGAACCAGCCUUUUCCAGUAGAGCUUUGGACGGCAAAGAACCUAUUACAAGGCAUAUAGCUCUCGAAGCCGAUAAUCUUCUUUGGCUAGUGGAGAUUCUGGCUGACAGGCAUGUAGCUGAUGAGUUUGUGCUGAUGUGGGCGAGCCAAAAUGAGCUAUCUCAGUUGCAUAAUAAGCUACCGAUUAUGAACCGGCACUUAAUUAGCUGCAUCACAGCUAGAAUUUUUGUCGGGAUCGGGAGAGGAGAAGUGCUUCCGUGUAAGGAGACUCGCCAGCUGCUUCUCAAUGUGUGGCUGCAGCCCCUUAUUGACGACUACAGUUGGCUGCAGCAUGGGUGCAGAUCAUUUGAUCGGAAAGUUGUCGAGGAAGGGAUCGGUCGAACUAUUCUCACUCUUCCUUUGGAGGACCAGCAGACGAUACUGCUUUCUUGGUUGGGGAGUUUCUUGAAAAUUGGCGAUAACUGCCCAAAUCUGCAGCGAGCAUUUGAGGUAUGGUGGAGAAGGACUUUCAUUAGGCCUUACGUUGAGCAGCAACACGGUAAUAUUUUACCGUUGGACAGAAACUGAUCGAGAGCAGUAUUAGUAAGAAAAAUAUAAAUAUUCUCAUGUCGUAUUCGAAGAAUUUGGUGGUGAAUGCUGGGUGGAAAAAAGUCAGUGCUUGUUUACUUCGUGGAAAGGCGAAGGUAAUGCUAAAGCUAAUGCUUAUCCUUAAAAAAAAGUUUUAGAAAUUUCUAUGAAUUCCUAACAAAUGUGAGUUUCACUAUGAUAUGGUGUAAUUCAAUCUAGGGCUUUAUUUUUCAAUUUGCUUUUUGUGUCAUUUCACUAUGGGAUGUGUUGUAAUUCAAUGUAGGUUUUUAUUUUUAUUUUUUUUAAUUUGCUUUCUUCUCCUCUUUUCUUUUCUCUUUUUUUUUUUUUUUUUUGUUUCCUUUGUGAUCCUUUUGUUGUGCAAUUCUGGAAACAAAAGUUAAGUGCAUAAUAUAUAUAUGAGCUGUCCCUAUUAUUGCAUUCUUA